This is a messenger RNA of Mycena indigotica, 372 nucleotides long. RefSeq lists its product as uncharacterized. The coding region runs from base 1 to 372 and encodes 123 amino acids. The transcript has a single exon. The record is from RefSeq and is a predicted model, not a curated record. Lineage: Eukaryota; Fungi; Basidiomycota; Agaricomycetes; Agaricales; Mycenaceae.
AUGUCCAUGCCCGUCCUCCUCCUCUUACUCUCGCAACACCAACCUCUGGCCCCUGAUACACCCCCCGCCACAAUCAGAGCCCGCAAAUGGCAUACCAUGACUACCACGGGCCUGUCUCGCCGGCCAAACCGAGAACGCUCUCGAAAACAACACCAUCUGCUUGUCUGUCUUCACAUUGCGAAACCUCACCCACGCCAACGCCAAAGCCUUGUCUUUCCCACCCUCCACGACCUCCAUCAACAAUCGACAACACCAUCCAGCGCCUCGCUAGCCUUGGCGGCACCACUCUGUAUUCCCGAAGACGAUAUGUACAAGCACUUCCAUAUCUUGCCUGCUGCAGCUCUAUCAAUCCCUUUUGGCGUCGCGUCUUGA